This is a messenger RNA of Phalaenopsis equestris, 878 nucleotides long. RefSeq names its product LEAF RUST 10 DISEASE-RESISTANCE LOCUS RECEPTOR-LIKE PROTEIN KINASE-like 1.2. NCBI's taxonomy places the organism in Eukaryota, Viridiplantae, Streptophyta, Magnoliopsida, Asparagales, Orchidaceae. Gene Ontology annotation, molecular function: polysaccharide binding. The record is from RefSeq and is a predicted model, not a curated record. The annotation marks the transcript as partial. The transcript has a single exon.
CCUUUCGCAUUAAGGAAAGCCGCAGCGACUGCACGCCAUCAAAACUUUAAAAAACUCUAGAAUUUUGAAUCAUUCUGCCGCUUGAAUCCUGCACUAACUUUUCCAAUCACCAUCCGCGUAUCUCUGCUUCGUUCCCCAUCUUCUUCCUUCUUUCCACCUAACCAUUUUUACUUUCUCAGCAGGUUUUCUUUUCCAUCUUGCUUCCCACAAACAUCUCCCCCAACCUGAUCGACGACAUGCCUCAACGCAUCCUAAUCAUCGUCUUUCCAGUCCUAACCCACCUCAUCCUUCACUCCUCAUCGGCCUCUGCAGUCAUCGAUCCUUACUACCUCAACUGCUCCCGUCCUUACCGGUGCAGCGGAACAAACAUCAACGUCUCCUUCCCGUUCCGCCUCCCUAGCAGCCCUAGCUACUGCGGCAUCCCGGGUUAUGAACUCCACUGCAGCGAUGAGGAAUCCGAGCUUAGCAUCAAUCUCGCCGGAGUCGAUUACAGGGUCAGGGAGAUCAACUACACACAGGGUUUCAUCACGCUGGUUGAGUCCGAUUUUCUGGGCAAUCCUUGCCCGCAUACCUUUACGAACACCAGCAUCAAUUCUACGCUAUUCGCUUUCGCCGAUCUCGAUCUCAACUUGACGGUCUAUAUCAACUGCAGUAUUCCGAUUCCUGGCUUGGCGGAGAUAUUGUGCUUUAACGAUCUCAUUUGGCCGCGGUCGUAUUAUAAGUUGGACACGGGGCCGCCAUCGUUUCUGUUGGAUUUGUUGGGUGUAUGUCAAUUGAAAGCGGCAGUGCCGGUGAAUCAAGUGGCGGCUGCGUCGUUGAAUAGUAGCAAGGCGAAGUUUGGGGAGGCGUUGCAGAAGGGUUUUGGAUUGAAGUGGAGU